Molecule: messenger RNA, 2055 nt
Organism: Saccostrea cuccullata (small rock oyster)
Lineage: Eukaryota; Metazoa; Mollusca; Bivalvia; Ostreida; Ostreidae
Exons: 7
Coding region: 7-1857 (616 amino acids)
Biological process (GO): intracellular signal transduction
Molecular function (GO): protein binding
Source: RefSeq, a predicted model, not a curated record
UCAAAGAUGGACAAAUUUCGCAAAUCUGUUUGUGAUAAAAAUAUGGACACUUUUCGAAAGAAGUGGAAUCAAAGUGGAUAUAUAACGUCUAGCGAUCUAAAUGUAGUCAUUCGAAUGGUAUCAGAACAAGGGUUUGUUGAAGGACUCCGCUUCAUAGUAAAGGAACGAGGUACAGAAUGUCUUAAUCUCGGAAAAGAUCACGACGUGUUUCAUGUUGCAUGCAAAGCUGAACAAACAGAGGUUGUGAAGUUUUUGCUAGCCCUGGAGGAAUUUGACAAUACUACAUUACUUAAUAGUGAAUUCUGGAACUGUUUAUCCAAAUGGUCUGAGGCAAAUAUAAUCGAAGUUAUAAGUAAAUUACUAGAAUGUGGAAACGUUAACAUAAAUAACACAACGAUACCACCACGGCGCGUUUCCCUACUUUUUCAUGCAAUUGAAAAUAGACGGAAGCUUUUAGCUGAUUAUCUUAUUCGACAGGGAGCCGAUGUUACAUUCGUUGGUAAAUUAGAUGUGCUAGGAACUAUCAGUUGUGCUUGCCUCUCGGCAAUACAAAUUCCAUCUCUUCUUCCGGAUUUACUGAAAAGGGGAGGGAAUGCAAACGAUAUAUAUGAUGAAAGUGGACUAUCAGUUUUGAUGUUGGCAUUUAGAAAUGAUGCAGACCGGAAAACAAUAGAAGACAUUGUACGUGCUGGAGCGAAUUUGAAAUGGAAAGACAACUCUGGAAAAACAACUCUUUCCAUGUUAACAUCAAUAGAUCAGCUCUAUGGUGUAAUGGAUGCUGGGGUCACAGUAGAGGAGAUGGAGAAAAUAUAUAAUUUUGCUACUUUGGACUUCAUCUUUUACGAGUGUGAUCCUUUCAAAGACAAAGAUAUUUUUAGGAUCAGGCGAAAAGUAACGUCAACCGAUUUAGAGGAAGGUUCCCCUUGCGAAGCUGCUCAUCGCCUUCUGGAUCUUGGAGCCAAACCACAUAAUUGCUUAUUGAGUAUGAUGAAGAUAGCCACAAACGAUGAUGUGUGGCUUAAGUUAGGAAAACGAUUAUUGGAAUCUGGUGCUGAUCCAAAUGAGACAUCGGCUAAAGGAAAAUCUGUUAUUUCAACUGCCAUUAAACGAAAUUUAGUUAACUUGUUAGAACUACUCUUAAGACAUGGUGCCAACGUUAAUUAUAUGGACUCUCGUCAUAAGACACCGUUGGAAUAUGCUUGUCAAUUAUGCAUUAUCGACAGAGAAUUCAGAAUUGUUAGGAAGCUCCUCAAAUAUCCAGUUAAAUGGAACGAAUGGAAUUUUGUCGAUCAUCUUCAGGUUGUAUCAGUGAAUGCUAUUGCGCAUUCUUCAUGGUAUAGCAGAAGUUAUCACAAGCUCACAUACGACUUGAUAAGUGUUUUUGACUUUUUCAUCGCCGGGGCAGAUCUUAUGAAAGAACGGUCUGGCAGCGAAAAGGGCUCGUUUGAAAGUGCAAGUUAUUUAAUUGAGUCCACAAAAUUUUUUAUGCGCUGUGGGUGGAACAUCGAUUCAGACAGAGAAUGGUUUCAAAAUUUAGAAAAUAGAGAAGAGUUCGGCUUUGGUUUUAAUUACGAUUUUAUCGACUAUAUAUCUCAGGUUACUCCUGAGAAAUAUAAAUCUCUUGCAGCUGUGUUAAACGAAAUUUUGAGAGAGCCAAAAUCUCUACAAAACCUUUGCAGGCAUAAAAUUCGGCAUGAGCUUUCAUUUUGUGGUCACAGUAUUUUGCCAUUAAUUGACGAUCUACCACUUCCAACAAAAUUAAAAUCCUUCAUGAAAUUUGAAGAUCUUGAAGGUCCAGGAAUGGAGGAAGUGAUCGUACGCUCGAAGUGUGAUUUUGAAGAGUUUGAAGAUCCUUAACACAGAUUUUAAAAGACGCAGAAGCAUAUUACAACUAAAGGCAUAAUUAUAUAGUCUGCACAGCAUUCAUCUUAUAGAAAGACUGCAUGAAAAGCUACAAUCCAUUUGUAUUUGUACACGCUUUUUACUUGCUUUGUCUUUACUUUGAUUUUCUAUUCUGUAUGAAUGAAGAAAAAUCGUAAAGGGUGUAAAAUUAAA